Messenger RNA from Cryptotermes secundus, 1860 nucleotides. RefSeq names its product repressor of RNA polymerase III transcription MAF1 homolog (gene Maf1). Bases 648 to 1355 code for a protein of 235 amino acids. The record is from RefSeq and is a predicted model, not a curated record. Gene Ontology annotation, cellular component: nucleus. The transcript has 7 exons. Gene Ontology annotation, molecular function: RNA polymerase III core binding. Lineage: Eukaryota; Metazoa; Arthropoda; Insecta; Blattodea; Kalotermitidae. Gene Ontology annotation, biological process: negative regulation of transcription by RNA polymerase III.
GGGUGUCUAAAAAAAAGUUGGAUAGGAGGGAGCAGAGUUCUGUCAUUGUCAAAAUAUAAAGUUUUGUUAUAGUCUUGGGAAAUUGCCAUAAAUACGCGAAAUUAUGUAUAAUAUUAUGCAAUGUUGUGACUGUUGAUUUACACUUGUGUCUUGUGAUAAUUUGAUGCUGUUAAGCCGUGAAAAGUGAUUCUCACGCGACCUUCAAGUCGAAAGGACUUGUUUAGGACGCUGUUUGUCUAACUGCAGUGUUUAUAAACACCUAUUCUUGAGCUUUGUUUCUCAUUGUUGGGAAGAACUUAAGCAUAUCAGGCUUUGUUUGUAAUGUGCCCAGUCCAAACAAUUGAAGAGGAAGUGUAUAAAGAAAUAUCGCUAAUGAAUCCUGCUUUCAUCCCCGUACAUUCAAGGCGAAAAGGAUUUUUCCGACAUCCAAAUAGAAUGUUCAGAAACUUUUCAGCCAUAAACUGUCAAACAGGUUUACUCAGUAUAAGUUAUUAAUUUUGAUACAAGCAUUUGCGACAAUUUGACAGCUUUUAGCUUAACAAAAGCUUUAAUUCUUACAAAGCUGAUUGACCAUUAAUAGUGGUCCAGUGAAAGCUAAAUAAGCAUCGAUUAUAUUAACUGCUGUAUUAAAAUUACAACAUUUGAGGAUGAAGCUUUUAGAAAGUACACGUUUUGAAGCUAUUAAUAGCGCCCUCUCUAUAAAAACAGGCGACAGUAAAAUAUUUGGAAGAAUUGAAAGCUACUCCUGCAAAAUGGCUGGCAAUGACAAACAGCUUUACAAGCGAUUUAAUUCAGAACAGGGAGUAACACCACAUGAUCUGCAAGCCCUGUCCCCACCACAAACUGCUUUGGGAGUUUCACCUGGAAGGUGUCAGUACAGUCAGAGUGUUUCUGGUGAUGAGGAUGGCCCACUGUGUGACACCAUCAGCCGUAAGACAUUAUUCUACCUCAUUGCCACACUUAAUGCAGCAUUUCACCCUGACUAUGACUUCUCUGAUGCAAAAAGUCAUGAAUUCAGUAAGGAGCCCAGCCUGCAGUGGGUGAUGAACACCGUAGACAGCAACUUGAGUGCCACAGCUGGUGAACAGUAUCGUGCAAUGCGAGCCCAGCUCUGGGCUGCUGUUGAUGAUGAAAUCUCUAUGAAUGAUUGUGACAUCUACAGUUACAAUCCCGAUCUUGCAUCAGAUCCAUUUGGUGAAGACGGGUGCCUUUGGUCCUUUAAUUAUUUCUUUUAUAAUAAGAAGAUGAAACGUAUAGUAUUUUUCACUUGCAGAGCUAUUAACCCCUUCUACCCACUGGAGUCUGGCUUUAGUAGUGACUUUGCUAUGGAUGAAGAUGAAGAUGAGACAUAUUAAAAGUAUAUGUCUGCAGAGAUCAUUAACAUAUAUGUGUUACCACCUUAUACAUGGAUGAAGACUUGUAGGAGGCCUUAAUUCCUUACCAUUCUGCUUCACCAUGUCAUAGUCAACAUUUUGAUCAUAGUUUUAUCACUAAAUAUAGAUUCUUUUAUGAUUCCAACAUAUACAUAUAUCAAAUGUUUUAAUUUUUUAGCAUUGUAAAUAAUUCAUUUUCAUUUGAAUCACAAGAGGAUGUUGGAUUGUUGAAGCAUUGUAAAAUAACAUUAUUUGGAGAGGAAUUUUCAAGGCCUUCAAUCUAUACAUUUUGCUGAGCUUAUACGUUCACCAUUCUAGGAAACUAAACAGAUUUAUGUAGUAUACAAUUUGUUUCUUUUAUCAUACUGUGGACAGUUCCAUGAUAGACUAAAAGUUACUCUUAAUGUGAUUUGAAAUAAAGAGCUGUUAGAACAGUUCUAAAAAUAUGUACAUUCUCUUUAAUAUACAGGAUUGUUCAAAACUUGAA